AUUGUCUUGACAUUGAUCCUUUUAUUAUCAUUACUAUAUGUUGCCAUACCAGGUUUACCAGCAAAACCAAUGGUUAAUAAAUUCAAUUUAGCAUUAGCACCAAUAACAACAUUAAUUUGGGGGCUUGGUUCAAUGUGGGCACACGUUGCACAGCGUGCUGGUAAACAACUUGUUGAAGAGGCAAGUAUGAACAUAGUUAUGGCACAUAUUGGUAGGAAGGCAGGGGCAAUGACAUGGACACCAUUCACAUUUUUAUGUAUUGUUGCCAUAGGUGUAAUGAUGUUGCAUUUGAGAGAUUUGAGAAGACAAAUUCAAGAAGUUGAUCCAAAGGUUUAAAUAUGUUGUAAAAUCCAUGAUGUUAUAUGUUGUGCUGAGAUUGUAGGUAAAUUUGAAACUUUCAUUGGUGGAUAAUCUCCAGCGAUUGCGAAUCCAUGAGGUAUGGUUUUCUUUCUUGAUGACCCCAAUUGAAUGUAUUUGAAAUCUGGGUUCUUUUUGGCUUUUAGAUCAUGUUCAUAUUUUUGUAAGUCACUAG
Messenger RNA from Hansenula anomala, 532 nucleotides. RefSeq names its product Fig1p (gene FIG1). The transcript has a single exon. NCBI's taxonomy places the organism in Eukaryota, Fungi, Ascomycota, Saccharomycetes, Phaffomycetales, Wickerhamomycetaceae. Gene Ontology annotation, biological process: conjugation with cellular fusion. The record is from RefSeq and is a predicted model, not a curated record. Gene Ontology annotation, cellular component: membrane; mating projection tip. Bases 70 to 336 code for a protein of 88 amino acids.